AUGCACGUACUUAGUUUAGUUCCUGUGAAUCUCGCUUUACAGUUGUUCAAAGGAGCAAAGUAUGACCAAUCUACGAAUCUAGCCGAGACGCAUCUUCCUGUGGUGGUUUGGCAUGGAAUGGGCGACUCGUACAACUCUGAAUCGAUGCACUGGGUGAACGAAACGCUCAAUAGUUAUAUUCCAGGACUUGAUGUCUACUCCAUAGCUUUGAAGGAGGACGGCAGAGGAGAUCAAGAAGCAUCAAUAGUGGGAGAUGCCAUGACACAGAUUCUUCAAGUAUGUGAGCAACUUCAUCAAGAAAGUGCGUUGAAUGAAGGAUUCAAUGCGAUAGGGUUCUCGCAGGGAGGCCUAUUUCUUCGAUCGGCCAUGGAGUUAUGCGGAUUACCCAUUAAUAAUCUCAUUACAUAUGGAUCUCCUCAUAAUGGAGUGGUGGACCUUCCAGAAUGUGAUAGCUGGCUCUGCAAGCAGCGUAAUGCUUUCCUUAAGAAACAUAUCUAUGAUGAUAAGAUACAGGACUCGAUUAUCCAGGCGCAAUAUUUCAGAGAUGUAUACAAUUAUGACGAAUAUAUGGAGAAAUCGGCCUUUCUUAAAUACGUGAACAACGAGUUAGUGGUGAACAGAACGUAUUCCGAGAAUUUGCAGAGAUUGAACAAACUAGUGUUGGUGAAAUUUGAUAGGGAUAAAACACUAGUGCCCAAGGAAAGUGCGUGGUUUUAUGAUAUAGACACAGUUACAGGCGAUUCAAUUCCGUUCACACAGACAGAAAACUUCGAAUACGACUUGAUAGGGAUCAGAAAGUUAUAUGGGGAGGGAAGGAUCGACUUCAAAGAGGUGGACGGACAACACAUGGAGAUAAACGAAAAGGAUCUCAAGGAAAUUAUCGGGUAUUUAUAG
This is a messenger RNA of Brettanomyces nanus, 894 nucleotides long. RefSeq lists its product as uncharacterized. The coding region runs from base 1 to 894 and encodes 297 amino acids. Lineage: Eukaryota; Fungi; Ascomycota; Pichiomycetes; Pichiales; Pichiaceae. The transcript has a single exon. Gene Ontology annotation, cellular component: lysosome. The record is from RefSeq and is a predicted model, not a curated record. Gene Ontology annotation, molecular function: thiolester hydrolase activity; palmitoyl hydrolase activity.